Rhagoletis pomonella (apple maggot) is the source of this 2456-nucleotide messenger RNA. It is a transcript of the gene aft, whose product is annotated as cap-specific mRNA (nucleoside-2'-O-)-methyltransferase 2. Lineage: Eukaryota; Metazoa; Arthropoda; Insecta; Diptera; Tephritidae. Gene Ontology annotation, cellular component: nucleus; cytoplasm. Gene Ontology annotation, molecular function: methyltransferase cap1 activity. Gene Ontology annotation, biological process: 7-methylguanosine mRNA capping. The record is from RefSeq and is a predicted model, not a curated record. The transcript is spliced from 2 exons. The coding region runs from base 150 to 2249 and encodes 699 amino acids.
CACAAGCGCUGCACUCUAUGGUGUUUACAGUUUUUGCCAAUUCGUUUUGACACUUCGUUUGUUAUUUAUCGGAGAAAAUAUGAGUUAAAUAUCAGUUUUUUUUUCGCAAUAUUUAAAGCAUUUAACAAAACAAAACGCCUUCUAGAAUCAUGGAGAAUACAACACAACGUUUGGUGCCACAAAGCCCACUACUACAAGCUGCCAUCAACAGCGGCAGCCCAACGAAAGAUGGCUGGCGUGAUGAAUUCUACUCGAACAAUAAUGGCUCGCUAAAAAAUAAGAUUGAGAUAAAUCGCAUAUUUGGAAAGAAGUUUCAUUACCAAAAAGCCAAGGAUGAUAAUAAUUGGAUAUUACCGCCACCCAGGGAGUUAUUAAGCGAAUUUUAUCAGCUGGAGCCAUUGCAGCAGCUAAAGCCUAAAUUGAAUGGCGUGAAGUGUAAAUUGAAUGAUUACAUACUUGAAGAUUGGAGUCUACAUACAAGACGGCAAGAUCCUUCUAAUGAAAUUCCAUGGCGUCUUAAAAAUGAAACUAAAGCGGAAUUUGUGACAAUUGCAUGGUGUAAAUUUUUCGAGUGCCUUCACACUUAUCCGCUAGUUAAGGGACCCACACUGAAUUCUUUGCACCUGUGCGAAUUGCCCGGAGCUUUUAUUGCGGCUCUAAAUCAUUACAUGUAUUCGUCAUUCAAGAAGGAAGAGGUGCAAUGGCGCUGGCUGUCGACUACACUUAAUCCGUAUUACGAAGGUAAUCCUACAAACGGCAUGAUUUCUGAUGACCGAUUUAUGUUCCACACAUUCGAUAAUUGGUUAAUGCACGAGGAUUUCACUGGCAAUAUUAUUAAUCGGGACAAUAUUGAACAAAUGGAAGAGCAGUGCAAAGAGCGCUUGGAAGGCAAUGUUCAACUAAUAACGGCUGAUGGAUCAAUAGAUUGCGUUGAUGCGCCCGAUUGUCAAGAAGAAGUUGUGGCAUCUCUUCAUUUUGCCGAAAUCACUACAGCCUUACAUAUUUUGGCUGAAGGUGGUUGUUUUGUAAUGAAAAUGUUUACACUGUUUGAAUCCACAAAUGUCUGCAAACUUUUUCUGCUAAACUGCGUUUUUGACGAGGUGCAUGUAUUUAAGCCUGCCACUUCAAAACGCGGUAACUCGGAGAUCUACGUAAUUUGUAUUGGCUACAAAAAGAAAACGAAGUACUUGCCAGAGACUUUACAACUGAUGAAGGAAAAUGUCGAAUGUGCGAACAUAUUUCCACUUUUCCCAAAAUCCUAUUUACCGAAUGACUUUUUGCUGCAGCACGAGAUAUGCUCGCGUCUUUUUAUGAAUCUGCAAAUUCAAUCUAUCGAAGCGAACAUUCAAGCAUAUGAAGUGAAGCCUACACGACGCCAGGUCAAUUAUAAGCAACAGCUGCGCACUGAUAUCGCAAAUGAAUUUUAUAGGCGCUAUAAAGUACAUAGCAUCGCCGAGGAAGACAAAAUUCUAUUUGGAUGCCCAAAGACAGAUGAGAACUAUACGAAUGCACCAUUUUGUAAAGGUUCAUAUUCAGAACGCGAAAUGGCUAAGGAAACUACUGUGGAGGAACGCAUUUUCGCACUGUAUCGCUUUAUAAAUAAUCUAGAGAAACUCCUGGACUUUAAUUAUGGUGUGGAGUUUAAAGAAUGUUUUGAUACAAAAAAAUCGUCAUCGGCUGAGCUCCGCAUUUAUCGAGGUGUUGCUUUCUCAGAGCUGCAUAGCAGUCUUUUUGCACAUCCCUUUGUAAUGCAAUUGCAUCAGAAACUUAUGGAGGCGUUUUGUCGAGAUCCUAUUUAUAUGGUAACACCCAUUUGCAGGGUAGACGACAAGGAAAUUACAUUAAGCGCAGAUAAAACUAAAGGUUUUUCCCUUGUUCCACAUGAAUUUUAUAUGGCAUUGUUAGAUGCUAUAUCUGAAAGACCACCUCAGCGAAUAAUUUUAUCACAUUUUGCAUUUUUAACACACCUAUCAGUAUCCAUAUUGCGCUUUUUAACCUUGUGCAUUUUCGCUCAAUUAAAGAUUUGUGCAGAGCCGCGGUUUCUGAUCGAGCUGGAAGGCAAGAGUAAUGAAUAUACUCGAGAACAAAAAUUAACUUUGGAAAAGUUGCGCAAUAUCCUAUCAGAAGAUUCAAAUGUGUUAUGCAUUAUGCCUAUUGAACAACUGCACCGCAACGAUUUUGCCAAUGAACUUAUAAAUUAUAAUAAUCAACUCUUAAUGAAGAACUUCAAACUAGCUUUAAAAAACUAAGUUUACAUAUGUUUAUUAAAUAUAAGAAUUUCUACUGAAUUUAGAUUAAAAGAAGGAACAAAUUAUACUGGUUUUUAGCUUGUUCUCGCAAAAUUGUGUUUUGCAUACAUAUGAGCGUAUGGGUCAAGCCCUUAAAUUCUAAUUCCUCGAACAUUCAAACAUAAUAGGGUUUGCAAAUUACUAUUACUUUAAGUGAAACGAAUGAAA